AUGUCUGGCAAGUACCUCAUUACUGGCGGCUACAUUGUCACUCUCGAUGAAUCCCUUGGCGACUUCGACAGCGGUGCUAUCCUCAUUGAGAACGGCAUCAUCAAGGCCGUCGGCAACGCAAGCGACAUAUCAGCACCAGAUGCCGAAGUCAUCGAUGCCACCGAAGGCGUCGUCAUCCCCGGGAUGGUAGACACCCACCGUCACGUAUCUAUGUGCCUUACCCGCGGCAUCGGCAUAGAUCAGCACCUGUGGCACUUCCUCUCAAACACGUACACCAGGUGGCUGCCCGCGACAGGCGUGGAGGAUAUGCACACCUCAGCUCUUGUAGGCGCCCUCGAGGCUAUCGAUAGCGGCGUGACUACCAUCAUGGACACCUGCGAGUCCUUCCACUCGGCGGAGCACGCAGAAGCGGAGCUUCAGGGUCUCAAGGACUCUGGGAUCCGGGCCUUCUUCUGCUACGGCAUGAGUGGCGAUCAGUACGGUGACGUUCCUGCGGGCAAAGAAGGCUGGCGAGCACGCAUGGAGCAUGUUGAAAGGAUGGCCAAGGAAGACUCAGGCGAAGGACUCGUCCGCGUGGCGUUACAGCUCAGCCAGUCAGGCACGACACCCUUCACUUGGAUGGGCGACGAAGUGAAACUCGCCCAGGACAAAGAUCUUCUUUGCUGUUCGCACUCGAGCGCCGUUCCCGCCUCCAACCUCACGAGCGACUUGGAGGUCAGGGCAGAUAUGGGAUACAUGCACCCCGGGCACGUAUACAUCCAUUGCACGAACCUGACGGACCAUGAGAUGAGUCUCAUCGCUGAGACAGGAGGCAAAGUCGCGCUGGCGCCUGACACUGAUAUACAGAUGGGCAUGGGCUUUCCUCCCCUGCGAUUAGCUCUCGCCCAUGGUCUGAUGCCAUCGCUGAGCAUCGACACGUCGAGCGCUGUCCCGCCCGAUCUGCUAUCUCAGAUGCGACUACAGCUACAAGUGCAGCGCGGGCUAGAUCAUCGCGCAGAACACCUCGAUCAACGAGUCUCUUUCAAGAUGGACUUUGGCGUCCGGGAUGCCCUGAUUUGGGGCACACGGAACGGUGCCGAGGCCGUCGGUCUCGGUGACAAGAUUGGCACGCUGACACCUGGAAAGCGUGCUGACAUAGUUGUCAUCACAAGCAAGCGCGCGCUCAGCGGAUCGGCGAAUCCUUUAGGUACUGCUGUGCUUCACUCUACUCCCGCUGACGUUGACUUGGUCAUGGUGGAUGGGAAGAUUUUGAAGCGAGACGGCAAGUUGGUAGGCGUUAAUGUUGGCUCGAUCCGCGCAAAGGCCAGAGAAGGCUUGCGGCGAAUUCAGGAGAAUCUGAAGAGCGUGCGUCCGGAGAUGAGUCCGGAAGAGAUUCGGAACUUCUUCUUGGAAGGCGAGAAAGCCCAUCGUGCCAAUAUCGCGAAUGCCUACGCUCAGCAAACUGAAGUUGCGGACUAUCUUAGACCUGUAUGA
Colletotrichum scovillei is the source of this 1473-nucleotide messenger RNA. Its product is annotated as amidohydrolase. The transcript has a single exon. Gene Ontology annotation, molecular function: hydrolase activity, acting on carbon-nitrogen (but not peptide) bonds. The coding region runs from base 1 to 1473 and encodes 490 amino acids. The record is from RefSeq and is a predicted model, not a curated record. Lineage: Eukaryota; Fungi; Ascomycota; Sordariomycetes; Glomerellales; Glomerellaceae.